Molecule: messenger RNA, 1653 nt
Organism: Macrosteles quadrilineatus (aster leafhopper)
Lineage: Eukaryota; Metazoa; Arthropoda; Insecta; Hemiptera; Cicadellidae
Exons: 1
Coding region: 1-1653 (550 amino acids)
Biological process (GO): DNA integration
Molecular function (GO): nucleic acid binding
Source: RefSeq, a predicted model, not a curated record
AUGCGAGCCCACGGGGUGUUGGAGCAGUACUUUCUCAUCUCAGUGCCGUGUGUAGCUGCGGCUCGUCUUCAACGCUGGGCGUUGAUUUUGUCAGCCUAUAACUUCGAGGUGAAGUACAGGCGUGGGGUGGAUCUCCCUCAUGCUGAUGCCCUUUCAAGAUUGCCGCUGCCCAAUGAUGAGACCAUGGAAUUGGAGGCCAAUCACCUCUCUCACGUGGAAAAUGUGGUGGAAGUAUUUAGCUGCUACAAAUUGGUGAGUGACGACACACCUAUUACGGCUAAAGAUAUUGCUAGAUUGACUGAUAGGGAUCCUGUGUUAUCAAAAGUAAGGGACUUUAUUUGGCACGGUUGGCGUUCGGCCGAUGAACCUGAGUUAAUUGCAUAUUUCAGAAGGAAGGAUGAACUGUCGGUUGACAACAAUUGUGUCGUUUGGGGAGCACGAGUAGUCGUGCCCGAAAAGCUUCGGAGUGCUGUAAUCCGAUUACUACAUGACCAGCAUCCAGGAAUAUCGCGUAUGAAAAUGUUAGCCAGGAGCUACGUCUGGUGGCCUGGUCUUGAGAAAAACAUAGAGGAAACAGUGUCUACCUGCACUGUUUGUCAGUGCACUAGAAAUGCUGCCGUUAAGGUGCCAUUGUAUCAAUGGCCUAGAACUACCAACAGAUGGCAGAGAAUUCAUAUUGACUAUGCGGAAGAUCCGCAAACUAGACAACAACUGUUAGUUAUAGUUGACAGUUUUUCAAAAUGGCUUGAAGUAUUUCUUAUGAAAUCAACUACAUCAUUCAAGACCAUUGAAAGAUUACGAACCUUGUUUGCUGCUUAUGGGUUGCCGGAAGAACUGGUAAGUGACAAUGCACCUAAUUUUACGAGUGCCGAGUUCAGGGAGUUUCUGAGUAGGAAUGGUAUAAAAUUCACCUUGUCACCCCCCUAUCACCCUGCGUCCAAUGGCGCAGCCGAAAGAUGUGUGCAAGAGGUAAAGAAAAAUCUGCAGAGGCAAGUGAUAGAAAGUCAAUUGGUAGGUGUUACCUUACAGCAUAAAUUAGACAACUUCCUGUUUGUGUACCGGAACACACCCAGCACAGUAACUGGACUCUCACCAGCCGAGUUGUUUCUCCAAUGGAAACCCAGAACAAAAUUAACCCUACUUAAGCCUAAUUUGUUGUCAGUGAUUGAUAAAAAGAAGGAACAGCAACGUUCAGCUGCAAACAGCAUCCGAGGUGGUGCUAGAUAUUUUGGCAAAGGAGAUAAGGUGUGGGUGAAGACGGUCAGAGGGGAGCAUGUGUCCUGGGUUCCGGGAAAAGUGAUGGAGCAAAGAAGCCCUGCGACUUAUGUUGUAAGUGUGUUAGGCAAGGUCCGGUUCUGUCAUGCGGACCAUCUGCGUUCCAGUCUUCUGGGAGACGAAGAGGAGACUUUGGUGGAUAGGCGAAUUCCACAGCCAUCACCAGCCAAGGCAUCACCUCCGGUUAGGCCUAUUUCACCAGUGAAGAUACCUAGCCCUCAGCCAGAGGCGAUAACGCCCUCACAUCAGAGGCGAAGCCUGCCAGAAGCAUCUAGCCCUCUACCAAGACUUGAAGAAAGACAUGAAGUGCAGUCAAGCCCGCAACUUCUUAGACGGUCUCAACGGGCCGUUCGUAAGCCGAGGAGGCUUGAUCUUUAA